Messenger RNA from Pteropus alecto (black flying fox), 1235 nucleotides. RefSeq names its product amelogenin X-linked (gene AMELX). The transcript has 5 exons. Gene Ontology annotation, biological process: multicellular organism development. The record is from RefSeq and is a predicted model, not a curated record. Bases 530 to 1228 code for a protein of 232 amino acids. NCBI's taxonomy places the organism in Eukaryota, Metazoa, Chordata, Mammalia, Chiroptera, Pteropodidae.
GUCUUUCUUCAGAUGAUCGAUCUCUGUUUUUAACGGUAGCAAUGCUCAGGCGGACUGUACCAAAAAACAAAAACAAAAACAAACAAAACAUUUCUGUGUCUCCUGUUUCUAAAACUAUCAAAUACUGUGCACUUGGAUGAUCUCCGCAACUUUCAGAGCCAACUCUAUUCUUUUAAUCAUUAAUUAUAAGCUACGCUUAGCGUCUGUGAUUCUACAAGCCGUAUGGGUACAGGGAAAUGACAUGACAAAUCAUAUGAUGAGAGAUCAUUCACGUCCUUAACAGCUUGUUUAGCUCUCAAUCUAAAUGAAAAGCAUCUCUAUCACUACUGUGAUUCCAGAAACAAUGAAAUAGGUAGGCUCAGAACUGAGAGCCAGGUAUGGGUAAAGUAACCUCACAAAGAAUAGUCCCACCCUUUCUGCUAGCACUAGACUAACAUGGAUUCUGUGAGUUUUAUGGAGCAUUCGUAAUGUUCAAUUUUGAGAAGAGAUAAGAAAAGUGUGUGUUGACAUAUUUCAGGGCCAUCAAGAAAUGGGGACCUGGAUUUUGUUUGCCUGCCUCCUGGGAGCAGCCUUCGCUAUGCCCCUACCACCUCAUCCUGGGCACCCUGGUUAUAUCAACUUCAGCUAUGAGAACUUCUAUUUUCAGGCUAUGAAUAUUGGCAGGACUGCAUUAUUGAAUGUGCUUACUCCCAUUAAGUGGUACCAGAACAUGAUAAGGCAACCGUACCCUUCCUAUGGUUACGAACCCAUGGGUGGAUGGCUGCACCACCAAAUCAUUCCCGUGCUGUCCCAGCAGAAUCCCCCGAAUCACGCCCUACAGCCUCAUCACCACAUCCCCAUGGUGCCAGCUCAGCAGCCCGUGGCCCCCCAGCAACCAAUGAUGCCAGUUCCCGGCCAACACUCCAUGACUCCAACCCAACACCACCAGCCAAACCUCCUUCCGCCCGCCCAGCAGCCCUUCCAGCCCCAGCCCGUCCAGCCGCAACCUCACCAGCCCAUCCAGCCCAUCCAGCCCAUCCAGCCCAUCCAGCCCAUGCAGCCCAUGCAGCCCAUGCAGCCCAUCCAGCCCCAGCCACCCGUGCACCCCAUCCAGCCCCUGCCGCCUCAGCCACCUCUGCCUCCGCUGUUCCCCAUGCAGCCCCUGCCCCCCAUGCUUCCUGACCUGCCUCUGGAAGCUUGGCCAGCAACAGACAAGACCAAGCGGGAGGAAGUGGUGAGUAUAUCUUGAAGGCACU